AUGGCCACGAGUGAGCUACCUGGGUUCUUCUCAUCGUUAGCACUGGACGGCCCAUCAAAUGACCGUACCAUCGUCGUUGCUGUAGACUUUGGCACCACGUACUCAGGACUGGCAUGGUCGCAGACACGUCGACCAGACAUCCAAACCACAAUCACCCAAUGGCCCGUUGCCGGAUCUCAGGGCUUAGAGGGUCGGACAAGUGAAAAGGUCCCGACCGAGAUACGCUACAACGGCAAAGAAUACCAAUGGGGUUUUCAAAUCAGCGAUGAACUCCCACGGCAUCAAUGGUUCAAACUCGAUCUCGACACAACUUCGAGGAGUGGUAUAUCAGAUCUAGCCAGGCGCUUUCCAGCUCGCGCUGCUUUGCCUCCUGGAUACAAUACGGAUGUGAAAAAGCUUGUCACUGAUUAUUUGACGGCUCUUCGUCAGCAUACAGACACUUUCCUGAAAUUGAAAUUACCAGAGGCUGCUUUACGUUCAACGGCCAUCGAGUAUAUCAUAACAACUCCCGCAGUAUGGUCGCCUGCCGCGCAGGCUGCGACUCGAGAGUGUGCAGAGAAAGCGGGAAUGGGCCGAGGGGAUCUUUUGCAGAUCAUAUCUGAGCCGGAAGCAGCAGCAACAUAUGCGCUUGAUGCUCUGAAUCCUCAUGAUGUAAAAGUAGGAGAUACGUUUGUUCUCUGCGACGCUGGUGGUGGCACUGUGGACUUGAUAUCAUAUACCGUGUCUGGGCUUGCACCGUCACUAAAGGUCGACGAAGCCGCCGGAGGAAAUGGAGGCCUCUGUGGAAGUACCUACCUCAAUCGUAUCUUCGAACAGUUCCUUAUUGCCAAGUUCGGACAGAAUGAGGGAUGGGAUGACGAUGUUAUUGAGGAGGCUUCAAAGAGAUUUGAGGAGCUAAUUAAGAGAAGAUUUACAGGAGAUGUCAGCGAAUCUUUCCAAAUCCCAGUGCCGGGGCUUGUCGACAAUUCCCAGCAGGGUGUUAAGCGAGGGAAAUUUAGCCUCAGCGGCUCGGAGAUCGUCCAAAUUUUUAGCCCAGUUCUCGACGAAGUCAUUGCCCUUGUUAUUGGGCAAAUAAAGUCCACUAAGCGGGAGGUCAAAGCAGUCCUCCUGGUUGGUGGUUUUGGGGAGAGUGCUUACCUGCGAAAAUCUUUGCGCCAGGCCGUCGGCUCCAAAGUUGAGAUAUUGGUACCGCCAAACAGCUGGACAGCGGUCGUCCGUGGCGCUCUUAUGAAAGGUCUGGCAAAAGCAGCGCCGAGGCUUGAAAGGGUCAAAGUUCUCUCUAGGUCAGCGCGUAAGCACUAUGGGUCGGAGUCGCAUAUGACAUUCAACGCUUCGCUUGGCCAUCUUGAAAGCCACAAAGCGUGGGAUCCAUACGCUGCUGAGCACGAAAAUUUAGCAAUGCACUGGUAUAUCAAAAAGGUUAGCUCUAUUGCUCUUGCCGAUUCCAGCAUAUUGAGACUGGUGCAGGGAGACCCUGUCAAAGAAGAUAAGCCGGCGCGGUUCAAGUACUACACAACUUCUCUGGUCUCUGAUGGCCCACCGUCCCAACUUAAUUCUGGAAUUUUCGUGUGUGAAGACCCUCAGGAGAAAGGCGCACCAGUGUAUAGAAAUGAUGGUGUCAAGGAACUUGUGCGACUCACGACUGAUCUGUCAUGUAUACCCGAGUUGACUAUUGACCGAAGCGUUGGGAAGGACGGUAAGAAAUAUUAUCGUUGCGACUACUGCAUUGAGAUGACAAGCUAUUCGGCGUCGACAAAGUAUGAGAUGGUUUUCAAAGGCAUUCAUUACAGCAGCGUUGAGGCUGAGUACGUGUAA
This is a messenger RNA of Letharia lupina, 1815 nucleotides long. RefSeq lists its product as uncharacterized. The record is from RefSeq and is a predicted model, not a curated record. NCBI's taxonomy places the organism in Eukaryota, Fungi, Ascomycota, Lecanoromycetes, Lecanorales, Parmeliaceae. The transcript is spliced from 11 exons. Gene Ontology annotation, molecular function: ATP binding; ATP-dependent protein folding chaperone. Bases 1 to 1815 code for a protein of 604 amino acids.